AUGUACGGUGCAGCCCGACAGGGGCGUCUGGUUCUACGAACCCUACGAUCCAUUCCCUCCGCUUCCCUAUCCUCCCCUCUGGUCCGAACGUUGCCCUCGAAUACUCGAAUCGUUCCUACUCAAUCUAUCCGAGUCAGCCUUUUCUCAUCCACGUCCAAAUAUGGCCAACAACAUGCCGCCGCCGAAGACAUGGGGGCAGAAGACCUCUCCCAUGUGCACCGUGAAUUCAGCAAAUUUUCCGAGCUAGCCGACGCUGGAAUCCUCGAUCAGAGAAUCGUCAAUACGUUGUCCAACAGGAUGGGCAUACAAACCAUGACAGAAGUCCAGCGCAUGACCAUCAAUGAAUGCUUGGACGGCUCAGAUGUGGUUGCGCAGGCCAGGACCGGCACUGGCAAGACUCUAGCCUUUUUGACACCGAUCGUCCAGAGAUUACUCAGAGAGCCUAAUUUCAACACCCGCAGGGCUUCCAUAGGCGAUACGAGAGCACUCAUCAUCUCCCCAACACGUGAACUGGCCGAACAGAUUGCCGAUGAGGCGAGAAAGAUUGUUUCCGGAACCGGGGUCCAAGUACAGACAGCUGUAGGCGGCACUCAAAAGAAAUACCACUUGAAGCUGAUGCAGCGAAUGGGCUGCCACAUCCUGGUUGGGACACCCGGCAGAGUCAAGGACCUCGUGUCCGACCCGGACAGUGGUGUGAGUCUCGACAACAUCCAAACCUUUGUUCUGGAUGAGGCCGAUCGACUGCUCGACAUCGGUUUCGCGCCAGACAUUGAGGAAAUCCAAAGCUAUAUGCCUCCACGAGAAAUGAAGGAUCGACAGACUCUCAUGUUCUCCGCCACCAUGCCCCGAACUGUUGUUGGGUUGGUCAAACAGACCAUGAAGCCGGACUUCAAGUUUGUUCGAACUAUCGACCCCAACGAGGCCGCCACCCACGAGUCAGUGCCGCAGAAGGUGGUCUACCUGCCUGGCAUGGAAAAUCAGCUGCCAGUCAUUGCCGAGAUCGCCUACAAGGCUGUUCAAGCCCACAAAGCGGACCCGACCAACAACCCACCUUUCAAAGCCAUUGUCUUCCUCUCCACCAUCAACGAAGUGAAAAUGGCACAUGAAGUGUUGAGAAACAUGCGCGAACCUGGUACCAAGGGCGGAUUGUUCGCACCUCAUCCCCUGGCGCCGUGCAAGAUCUACGAGAUGUCUUCCAGACUGACCCAAGCCGAGCGAACGAGGAAUUCACAGGCAUUCCGACACGCCGAAAGUGCCAUCCUGGUGUCCUCGGACGUAGCCGCUCGCGGCAUGGAUUUCCCGAACGUGACACAUGUCAUUCAGGUGGGCCCGCCCAAGAAACUGGAAGACUACAUCCAUCGAAUCGGCCGAACUGGGCGUGCUGGUAAGCCAGGAGAGGGCUGGCUCAUUCUCCAGGACGACGAACGGAACGAAUUCAGACAGCUGGUGCGCGACAUCCACGCCCACAACAUUUCGGAAGACACCACGCUGGAGACUGCCACGUUGGACAUGACCCAACCUACGCAGCUGUCCGCCGAAACGGGCAAGAUCAUGCAGAUGGUCGAGUCUGGGAUCAGGGCCGUCCCUAUGGGUGACAAGGCAAAGGCUUAUACCAGCAUUCUGGCCUCAUUGGUCCAGUCCAGCGUCAGGAGGCCGAAACAGGCCGUGGUCGACAUGGCGAACAAUCUUGCCAAAUUCGGAUACGGUCUGGAGCGUCCACCGCGUGUGUCGCCCACUCUGGCCUCCAAGCUCGGCUUCUCCGGCGUCCGAGGUCUUGAGUAUGGUGGCGGUGAUUUCGAAGGCUCGGGCUCGGGCUCGGGCUCGGGCUCCUCGGGCUUCCGCGGUGGUAACGACCGAUCAGGCUCCGGCUUCCGAGGCAACGGACGGAGAGAUUCGUUCGGAUCCAACCGCGGCUCGUUCGAUCGCGGUGGUCGCGGACAAUCUGAUCGAAGGCAAGACUUCGACCGCGAUUCCAGAUUCAACCGACGUGGGGACUCUGAUGCCCGUGGCGACCAAGGUUCUCGGUGGUAG
Messenger RNA from Capronia coronata CBS 617.96, 2031 nucleotides. RefSeq lists its product as uncharacterized. NCBI's taxonomy places the organism in Eukaryota, Fungi, Ascomycota, Eurotiomycetes, Chaetothyriales, Herpotrichiellaceae. Gene Ontology annotation, molecular function: nucleic acid binding; ATP binding. The coding region runs from base 1 to 2031 and encodes 676 amino acids. Gene Ontology annotation, cellular component: mitochondrion. The transcript has a single exon. The record is from RefSeq and is a predicted model, not a curated record.